CGUCGCCAUGUUUAGUCCCGCUGAUACUAAUUUGCUUCGAAGUUGUGAGCUCAUAUUCUGGAUUAUACGGAAGAGUUAAGAGGUGCCCUCGUGUGACAGUGAGUGUAUGCAGUCAGUUCCAGUGCAAGCAAAGGACUAAUAUAAACGCCUAGUGCUAUCCUGUUCCAACCUUCGUUUCCAUUGGAAUACAGAAGUUCACGACGGAUACUUGUCUUUAAAGGAAUGAAGUUUUGAAGAAUAAUGACCAACACUAAGAAUAGUAUCUAUCAAGAGUUCUUGGCUUAGAUUAUUCAACAUGGCAGAAUCAGAAAGCAAUGACUCAACGGUUAAACCUUCAUCAGUCACCAUGGUAACAUCCCUGGAUCCACCACCCAGUGAAGUGAUGGAAGCUGUCAACCAAUCUAACCAAAUCAUCCCGGCACUAUUUGCUUUGCCUUCUGAAAGUGGAGAUUCCAAAAAGCUGAAGCUGUGCAAGCGAGUCGGUUGGUUGCGAGACGGCGUGUUUUCUACCGGGUUCACGGAAAUCAACAUCAAAGAAGCCAAACAAAAGGGAAUCUUCAGCCAGCCACGUCAUGUUACUCUCGUCCAGGGAGAGGAUAGCCUCCUCCAAUCUCAGGUCAUCCAAGGUCAAAAAGCGCCCUCUGCCAAACAGCUCAGAUCCCUUGUACUCAGUCCAGGGACAUCGACUGUGGGAUUAAUCACUGCACGGGGGAACGUCAUACCCAAAAGGAUAACUGUUUUCAAGAAUAAUGCUGAUAAAUUACCAGGAAAGAUGGUUGCACUCGGAAAAGCACCCUCUUCUGGGACAUCGGCUAAAAAAGCUGAGACAUCAGCUGAUACAGCAACAGGCCAUCAAAAUCCAACCGAGGACAAAGAGGUUGCCAAGAGCAUUUCUAUAGUUAAUAGCAGUGCUCCAAAUGUACAAGAUUCAGGUCUUGGUUGGCAGCAGUUGUCAGAGCAAAGUUUAUGCCUAAAAGAAUCUGUUCAGGAUCAGAAAGUCUGCAUGAAAUCUACGCAGAAGGCUGCUGCCCCUACUGGUGAACCUCAAUCUUGUCCUGCUAAAACAAUACAUCAGAACCAGAAAUGCUCUCCCCGCAUCACUCGUGCGAAGUCAAAAGAAAGAGUUCCUUCUGAAGUCAACAAUUUUGGCUCACCACGCACAGACACUUCUCACUUUCAAUCAAGGAGCAAUCCCAAGUUGGACCUCUUGAAAAUGGACAUUGAUUUCUCUCGUCACAGCGUUCUCCGAAUGGAAGGUCUGAUUCAAUUACCUAGUGAUUCUAGUCCCAGUGAGUCCAACUGUUUGGAACAGAAGAAGAGGAUUCAACAGUCAAGGCAAAACUUUAGCGCCAAAGUCCAAGAGGCGCUAGAACUUCGCUCUCAGCGUUCAAAGCAGAGCACAACCAAACAUCUGGAGAACCAAAUUACUUCUCAGAGCGAGAACAAGACCAUUAAGAACUUGCAAUUCAUCCCAAAAUGUUCACACAAAACAUUGGUUCAUGCGGAACCAGACAAAAAAACUGGUGCAGUUAGAUUGUCUGAAUAUAAUGUUGUAAGGGAGGUUGUUCGAAGUCCAAUCAAACAUCUGGAGAACCAAACUACUGCUCAAACCAUGAACAGGACAGUCAAGAAUGUGCAACACAUCCAAGAAUGUUCUACAGAAACAUUGGUGCACGACGAACCAGAUCAAAAUACUGACGCAGUUGGACAGUCUGAACAGAAAGGGAUAAAGGAGGUUGUUCAAAGUCCAACCAAACAUCUGGAGAACCAAACUAUUGCUGAAACCAAGAACAGGACAGUCAAGAAUGUGCAACACAUCCAACAAUGGUUAAAAGAAACAUUUGUUCAUGACAAACCAGAUCAAAUUACUGACACAGUUGGACAGUCUGAACACAAAGGGAUAAAGGAGGUUGUGCGAAGUCCUAAAAAACAGGCACAGUUUCAAAAGCGCAAAUUCGAUGAGGCCUGCUCCCUUCUUAAUUACAGAGCAGUACCAAAACUCGAGUGUACCAUGAGUGGACAGCCGAGUUGUGACGAGCCAGUGGUUAAAUACGCAAAAGGUGUGAGUUCUGAAAUGUCUGGUACUCUUACAACAUUCCUGGGACCAAGAACUGACCAUUCCAAGCGUUAUGGCCCUGAUCCAUGUAUGAAGAUCGAGCGAGAUACAUGUAAUCAACUUUCCUUGGGUGGUAACCAGGAAAGAAAUGACUGUAAAGAAGCUUCGUCGCAAAACAACAAAAGCCUAUCAACAAAUCUCCUUCUGUCUCCAAUGGAAACUCUACAUCGACAGACUUCAACAGCAAGCCAUGGAAGUCCAGUCAGCAAUACUUCUGACUUGGAUUUAGAAGGCGAUGGCAAUGACUGUGAGGAAACUUUGUCCAUUUCAGAAACAAACAAUGAAUCACUGAGCUUAUUAAGUAAUUCAUCAGUUGACAAGACAACAACAGUUCAAGCCUCGGAGGGAGUCCCAUUGUUACAAAUUGGCUCAGUGUACAGUCUCUCAGCUGAAGAAGCCAAAAGACUGUUUCCGAAGACCUCCAACAAGACACCAGAGUUAGUUAAAACAAACCAGAGUCCAGAGGAUACUUAUACGAACAUACCCAUAAGCUCUACAGGGGGUCCCAGUGUUAAACCUGCUGCAACGAAAGUCAUGUCAGAACCAUUGGACUUCUCAAUAGUUUCACAGCCUAGUCAGUCACAAACAUCUGCCGUAUCGAUACAAAGUAAAGCAUAUGAAACAGUGUCCGCAAAUCGAUGCUCUUUGCAGGCAACUCGAUCAUCGUCAAGUGCCAUUUUUAACUCCACAAACACAUCAAUAAAUGUGCAUCACACCACGCCAUGGCCUUCAGUCGUUUGCAUAAAUGGACAGCUUUUAAAGUUAGUUCAGGACAAAGCUCCAAAGAAUCCCAUGGAAGUCGUUGUGAUUGCUCCACCCAAUGCGACACACAAUGUCAUAAAGAAUUUUAUACCCCAGACCCUACGUGUGUCUCAUGAGCAGGCAUCUUCUCAUCAGCCUUGCAAAACACCCGCUACAUCAGGUACAGUCCCAUUCACAGUGACUGUGACCGUUGCAGUUCGGGAUCCAAAAAUUACCAGUGUACCUGUACAGUCAACGCCAUUGUUUCACCAUGAAUCUUUUGGUAAGUGUAAUACAACUUUCAUCCCAACAAGUGUCCACUUGCCCACUACAGCAUCAGACUUGAGUUGUUCAACCUCUGUAUGUACUUCAGUCUCUUCAACUGCAUCAGUUGGUUUAAUCUGUAGCACAGACACUAAUUCCAUCAAGAAACCUACUCGCCAAGAAAUGUCCACUCGGAACCCAUCAGAGUCCGAAGGCCAGAGAAGGGUCCUUGUAACAACUUCUGAGGGAAAAAGGCAACUAAUCAGCUUUCCUUCGACUGCAAUGGGACUGCACAUUUUAUCUCAAGUGGAACACCCUGAUGCUAAAGAACACCAAGAAAGAUCAGGAAACGUUGAGAUUUACAAGAAUCUACAAUCUGUUCUUGCAAACAGACACAAGGGGGUUUACAUAGAGAAUGCCACAACUUCCAUUCCGACAACACAAUCUUUGGGUAAAUCUUUGAAAGAAUUGCACUUAACUCACAGCGAAGAUUAUGCUGAUAAAUGUAGCUCUAGUAAUGUUACCAACACAUCAUCAGAUUCCGACAGCACCCCAGAAAGCAGACCAACCUUACCACAGACUAACAACAACCACAAUAAAAGUAAACAGUUUAUUUCAUUAAAAUUCUACAAAAAGGAUGCUGGACUAUCACUAGAUGUCCUAAAUGAGGAAAUGAGACCAUCUGCUUCAUUGAAUACCAGCCAAAAAGGUACAACUCCAGUGUCACAUCCAAGCGUCAGGAAGAGGGGUAGGCCACCAUCAGCAUUCAGCCACCAAACUUUCCGAAGAAGCACCACACCACCAGCACAACCGAAAGUCAGCAAGAGGCUUAGAACACCGGCGACCCCAUUGACAACCAACUACAAUGACACCACUCCUUCGUCACAACCGAAAGUCAGUAAAAGAGGCAGGCCGCUAGCACCUCCAGUGAAUAGGAACCAAAAUUACACUACACGAUCGUCACAGCCCAAUGUCAGUAAGAAUCGUAGGACACCAGCAACCCUAUUGAACCCAAACCAAAAGGGCAGCACACCAUUGCCACAAUCGAACGUCCGUAAGAGGGGUAGGCCACCAACUAUUAAUCUAAACACCAACCGAAAGGGCACAACGCCAUCACCACAAUUAAACGACCAUCAGAAGCGCAGAACACAAGCUGUGCAAUCAAACACCAGCCAAAAGGGGGUGUUGCCAUCGCCACAAUCGACUGUAAGUCGAAGGAGAAACUCGCCAGAAAUCCCAUCAAAAGUCAUCAAAAUGUCUGUAGUAGACCUUAAUAUAAAACAGGCAAAGCGAUCAUACAGUAGGAGAAAUAGGAAUUCGACCUCGCCAGCAGCGCAAUCUUCUUUGAAGAAAACAGAUAACUCAAAACUCAAGUCUCACGGCAAACAGACGAGUAGCCCGUCAAUGGCCCCAAGGAGUGUCUUCAAUAAGGACACCACGAUAUCCUCUCUGUCAGAUGUCCAUCGAGGGGGUUCGUCAACAUCGUACGUUAACCGAGAGAACAGGCUGAUUCAACUGAAGAGACUCAUGAAGCAGAAGGAGCAGGAUAUCGAAGACAUGAAGAAGCUACGACAACUUGAAGUAAGGCAAAAACUUUCCGACCCUGACCUUUGUGAUCUUUAAGGUAAAAACACACAUACAUUCUGCAACUAUCAAAUGCAUGACAUAUCAGAGUAUUUUAAACAAGCAAAUCAUUUCCCAAAAAGACAAAAACAUGCAUUAAUGUGAUUCUCCAGCUUUCCAGAAGAAGACCAAAUGAGAGCUUGUGCUAUGUCAGGGAUUUAGUGAUCUUCAUUACUUGUUGAUUUUUAAUUUGAACAUUAGGAAAAAGAUAAGUGUGGCUAUUUUUCUCCCUGGCAUGUCAGUUUUGGGACAGAAACUUUUUUGAGGGUAAAUUAAAGGAGACUUUCAAUGUGGUAUCUUAGCGAGACAACUCAAUUCUGCACUGGUUAAAAAAAAGUAGGUUAAAAAAAAAAAAAAAGCAAAUCAAGUGUUCACAGGUUGUGUAUGGUUCUUUUUAUGAAAAGUAUGUAGAUUUUUAAGGGAAUCAGCUGUAAAAACUUCAAAUCUCAUUAUGCAUUCAAUUAUUUUGGGGACUGAUUUGCUUCAACAGUGUGAAGGUAACGAAAUUGUGAACUUUGACAGGUCCAAGUGGUCAAAUAUGCGCUUGCCUUUGGCGCAAUAUUACAAGAGCAGACUUUGAUAGCGUAAAGCCCAGUUCUUACUUUAUGCUACUGCAAAUGCGAAUGGACGUCACAAAUAAAUUUGAUUAGACAAUGAAAUAGUGAAACCUGGUUCCCCUCGCUGUAAUAUUUCAGUAUUAUUUUAUUCCCUCAAAUUAAUAUUUUUAGGGAAAUAAAAUUACAUUUCAUGUGAUCUACAUGGUAUUUCGAGGCAAUGAAAUAAUAAGCUUUUUAGGGGUUUCUUAUGACCACAACUUUCACUCUUAAAGAGUAAUAAUUUAGUGCACCACAAAGCUGAGUUUGACCUUUGAGACCCUUUUUAACCUCAAAAUGUAAUUGACACCUUUAAAAGCUAAGCCUGAGUGACUGAACCAAAUGUUCACACGAGAUAUUUACGUUACUUUAAUUCAAAUCAACUAUGGGCUCAGUUAUGGCACAAAUCACUUUGAGCUUUUCAACUUAUAGAUCCCUGAAAUUUGACUCUGUUUUUAUACAAGAUACCUUAUUGUGUUAAUAUGUUUUAUUAUUCAGAUUGUGUAUAUUUAUAUACAUGCAGUCCUAAUGUUAUCGGUUACUUAUUAUCUCUUAUUAUAUCUCAACUUUAACACCUCAAUACCUUCGGUUUUUUUUGCUGUGAUAGAUUCGUGACUGAACAAUUUCAUUUCCUUGCAAUCUCAAAAUGAUAUUGUAUUAUAUAUACACACCGGCCUUUACAACCUGCCAGAUGAACUUUGACCUUGCAUACCACAUUACAUUAGUGUGUCUGUUGUACAUGUAUCACUGUGGUAAUGGGUCAAUAGUCAAUAAUCUAGCCAAUGAAACUAGUGGGUGUGUCAGCCCAGUGCCUGUCAUUAUCCUUGAGGCAGGGGACCAGUCUAACUGCAUUGUCUCACACUGGUUGACUUCAGGACAUCAUUGAGUGGCAGUGGACAUUCCAGGUCAAUGUAAAUUUUCAAUGUUUAAAUGCUUUUAAUUUCCGUGAUUAACGGAUUCACCAAAGACUUUCACUAUCUAGUGUUUCCUUAAUUCCAAACGGUCUCCCCACAAAUGAAUCGAAAUUGAAACAAAGCUGCACAAAAUUAAUGCAUUUCCAACAUUAUUGUACAGCGCGGACACAUUGUUGAUUAAAGCAAAUAUUUAAAAGGAAUGUAAAUUUGUUCCUCUGUACAUAAGUUAAGUUUUCUGUAAUUUUAAACAUUCAAGUUUUUAAAGACGAUAAUGUAUUCAUGCUUAUACAUUUAAAUCUCAAUAGCUGAAGGUCAGUUUUCGGCGUUUUUUUUAAAGAUACUUCAUGUGUACAAUUAAAUAUUCUUAUUGUAUGGCAACACUUUUUUCCAUCUAUUGUAUUUUACAAAUAUUUUAAUAUUUUAUUAUGUGCAUUCUAGGUGAAGCUUUAUAUAAAUGUAGUUCCUAAGUUAUAGUUGGUUUACAUUUUUACAUGGUUAUUUCAUUCUAAUGUGCUGGGGUUCAUAAUAAAUCUAUUUCGAGAACAUGGACUUUCUUUUUACUUUUGCACUUUUUCGUAUUCUCUAACAAUUAUAGAUUAUGGUGAAUAGAAAAAAAACUCAUUUUGAUUUAGAUCAAGGUAAUAAAACUCAUAGAUUUCACGACAGCUCUACCUCUGAUUGGUUUCAAUGGAAUUGUAAUCAAAAAUUCAAAAUGACAAAUGAACAAUGUACCCCAUAUGGGUUUUUUUUGUUUAACCUGAAGCUCACAAGGGAACAUUGUAGAAAAUGGAAUUAAACAAGAACUAUGGCAUGACCGCUGCCCUGAUAAAUGCAUUGUGUUUUGUUUUCGAAACAAUUUCAAACUAGAUUCACGAACAUGAGGCAAAAUGAGCUUUUGAGAUGUUAUGUUUUUUUAUUUGACAUUAUUUUCAAUUAACCUCUGGCAGCAGAGUAUACUUUUACGUUUUUGGUGCCUUUUUCAGAAAUUGGCAGUACUGAGUUUUAAUAAGUCUGUAUUUCGUCUUUUGAAACGGUGUGUCUCAACUUUUCAGGUUCAAUAAACUCGAUUGUCUUUUAUUUAGAAGGUACUUUAUGUCAACGUUGCUUUAUGUGAUCAGAAAUUUAAUAAACUAAAACGUUAGUUUUUCACCUAGAUCAAA
Molecule: messenger RNA, 7411 nt
Organism: Asterias rubens (European starfish)
Lineage: Eukaryota; Metazoa; Echinodermata; Asteroidea; Forcipulatida; Asteriidae
Exons: 4
Coding region: 296-4744 (1482 amino acids)
Source: RefSeq, a predicted model, not a curated record